Molecule: messenger RNA, 1348 nt
Organism: Pseudoliparis swirei
Lineage: Eukaryota; Metazoa; Chordata; Actinopteri; Perciformes; Liparidae
Gene: cryzl1
Product: crystallin, zeta (quinone reductase)-like 1
Exons: 13
Coding region: 193-1221 (342 amino acids)
Molecular function (GO): oxidoreductase activity
Source: RefSeq, a predicted model, not a curated record
UUUAAAUACGGCGACCAAAAAAAAUGUAAACAACAAAGAAGAAGAAGAAGAAGAGGUCAGCUGACUCAAGCAGGAAAUGGACAGGAGCAAUAUCAGGAGUUCAUUUAGCUAGCUAGAUAAACGUUUAGCGCUUUUUAUUAUCAAGGAGUUUUUAUUAUUUUGUGACAGUUGCAUGAAUUAAAGGGGGAAAGUAUGAAAGGUUUGUACUGCCGAGCCGCUGCGACGGACGCCGAGCCCAAGUUCCUCAUUCGGGAAACGAGUCUCCCGGAGGUCUUAGACAGCCACCUGGUCCGAGUCCAGGUGAAGGCAUGUGGACUCAGCCCGCUGGACCUCAAGCUGCUCGACGACGUGGGCGUCCCGAGAGACCUGAUCCCCGUCGGCAGAGAGGUGGCCGGGGUCGUGCUGCGAGUGGGCGACAAGGUGUCCUUCUUCCAGCCGCAGGACGAGGUUGUCGGUAUUCUCCCUCUGGACUCUCCGUGCUCUGGACUCUUCCAGAAGCCGGGGAAGCUGAGCUCGGUGUGCGCUGCCGGCGCCGUGCGCGACGGCCUCGCCGCCUACACCGCUCUACACACACUCGCUCGCGUGGCGGCGGGACACACACUCCUCGUCAUGGACGGAGCCAGCUCUUUCGGCCUCAUGUGCAUCCAGCUGGCGUGUUUCCACGGCGUGAAGGUUUUCACCACGUCGCACUCGCCGCGCCAACACGCGUUCCUGGAGCAGCUUCGGCCGAGCGUCGGCGUUCAGGAUCCUUUAGUGGCCAAAGUCAUCCCGGUGUUUACGGACCCGUCGGCCCUGCUGCCCCCUGUGGUUCUGGAGGAGACGGGAGGACUGGGAGUCGACAUCGUCAUCGACUCUGGAGUGCGUCUGCAAGAGGAAGAGUCGGAGGCGUCGAAGCUCCUCCCCCACAAACAUGACAUCAUCAGUGUGCUGGGAGUGGGGGGGCACUGGGUCACAUCCCACAAAGACCUGCAGUUGGAUCCUCCAGAUUGCAGAUUGCUGUACUUGAAAUCCGCCUCCAUGUCGUUCCUCAACCACGAAGUGUGGACGGCGUCGACGGCGCAGCAGGGACGAUACCUGCACAUCCUGAAGGACAUCGUGGAGAAGAUGUCUGCCGGAGUCCUCAGACCUCAGCCCGAGGAGGCCGUCCCGCUCUACGAGGCCACGGUUGCCAUGGAGACCGUCCAGCGUCGCCAGAAGAAAAAGGCCGUCGUUCAACUCUGAACCGCUUCAUUUCACUAUAAUAACAUUUUAUCAUGAAUAUAAAAAAUUAACAUACACUCCCUGUUUUUUUUAAGUUAUCCAAAUUACUAGAGUAAACAAACUUGUCAUUAAAAAAAUACUUUGUGCA